This is a messenger RNA of Knipowitschia caucasica, 2085 nucleotides long. The record is from the annotation of a GenBank genome assembly. Lineage: Eukaryota; Metazoa; Chordata; Actinopteri; Gobiiformes; Gobiidae.
AUGGAGGUCCGCGAGGAGCCGCGAGGGGGACAUACCCCAACUGCAGCACAAGAGGAGGAGGAGGAGCAGGAGGGGAGCAGAGGAGCGCUGAAUACUAAUCACUCUGAAGGAGACUUGGGAGCACAGCAGCAGACAGACGCGCACGAAGACGCGCGCGCACGGCACUCGGAGGAUGAGAUGAGCGCCGCUGGAGCGGACAGAUGCGCACAGACUCUGGCGGGGACAGACCCGGGGUCACACGGGGACCAGCAGAACACCGCGGACAUGAGAGACAGCGCAGCCCCACAGAGCACGGCCGACGGGCGGCUGGAGCGGCUGGAGAGGCAGAGGACCGAGGACAUCGUGGACCUGCCAGCUCACGUCCUGCACCGGCUGCGGGGAAUGCAGAAGUACAAGAGCGCCUCCCAGAGGAUGAAGGGUGUCUUGGAGCAGAUGGACCAGGGAGUCGUGGACCUGCAGGAGCUGCGCAGGAACCUGGAGCUGGCGUCGGCCAUGUUGGAUGCCAUCUACACGGACGAGACCAAGAGACUGCUGGACACGGAGGACGAGCUGAGCGAGCUGAAGGCGGAGUCUGUGCCCACCGAGGUCCGUGAUUGGCUGGCCUGCACCUUCAGCAGUAAGAUGGGCGUGGCCAAACGGCGCCCGGAAGAGAAGCCCAAAUUUAGGAGUAUUGUCCACGCAGUGCAGGCGGGCAUCUUUGUGGAGAGAAUGUACAGAAGAACAUCCAACAUGGCCGGCCUCACCUACCCCCCCACUGCCAUCAGCGCGCUCAAGGUGGUGGAUCAGUGGUCCUUCGACGUGUUCUCCUUCCAGAGCGCCACAGGAGACCACGCCCUCAAGUUCAUGGUCUACGACCUCCUGACGCGCUACGACCUCAUCAGCCGCUAUAGGAUCCCGGUGCAGGCCGUGGUGCUGUUCGUGGAGGCUCUGGAGGCCGGUUACAGCAAACACCGGAACCCGUACCACAACCUGAUCCACGCGGCAGACGUCACACAGACCGCACACUUCCUCAUGCUACACACCGGACUCAUGCACUGGUUGAGUGAGCUGGAGAUUCUGGCCAUGGUUUUUGCAGCCGCCAUCCAUGACUUUGAGCACACGGGAUCAACUAACAACUUUCACAUCCACACAAGGUCGGAGGUCGCCAUCCUGUACAACGACCGCUCAGUGCUGGAGAACCACCACGUGAGCGCCGCCUACAGGCUAAUGGCGGACGAGGAGAUGAACAUCCUGAUUAACCUCAACAAGGACGACUGGAGAGAGCUGAGGGCCCUGGUCAUUGAGAUGGUGAUGUCCACAGACAUGUCCUGUCACUUCCAGCAGAUCAAGACAAUGAGGAACUCUGUGUCGCAGACGCCCAGCUUAGACAAAGUGAAGGUGCUCUCCCUGGUGCUCCAUGCCGCAGACAUCAGCCACCCGGCCCGGGCCUGGCCCCUGCACUACCGCUGGACCCAGAACCUCAUGGAGGAGUUCUUCAGACAGGGGGAUAAAGAGGUGAAACUGGGCCUGCCCUUCUCUCCACUGUGCGACAGGAAAGCCACCAUGAUUGCACAGUCCCAGAUCGGUUUCAUUGACUUCAUCGUGGAGCCCACCUUCAGUGUGUUGGUGGACACGAUGGAGAAGGUCAUCGCUCCAUUGAUCGAAGAGGACCGCAAGAGCAAAGAGUCGGGCAACAGGAGAUCCAGUCUGACCGGCAGUGGCACCGUGACCGUGGAGUCGGUCCAGAGGCACAGCAGUGGACGCCAUGGACACGAGGACAUGCAGACGGACUUCUCUCUGACCGCCAUUGACCUGCCAGGUCUGCGGCAGCGGCUCAGCGGGGUCAUCGUCAGCAACAAGGAGCGUUGGAAAGAGCUGGCACUGCACGAGGUGGCUAAUAAGGAGCAAGAGAAGAAAGAAGAGGCUGAGCCAAAAGCCAACCCAGAGAGUGAACCACACGAUUCCCCCAGCCACGAUGUUGACCAAUCACAGAGCUCCGAGAACCCUCCUGACCCGCAGGAUCACUCCAACUGGAACGGGGCGGGGCCAGGUGUUGUUAAAGAAGAAGAGGAGGAGGAGGAGGCUACAGAGAGCGAGGACGCCUGA